AUGGUGCUCCAUUCUCCUUAUUCGUAUCCAUUUCGUGGCAUCAAAUAUUUUCUCACUCAUUCUCAAUUAUGGUGUCAUGUUUUACUUGGUUUGAUAGUUAUGCUCACAUUUUCAUUAGUUGCUGUUAUUCUACUUUUUUUAUUCGUUUUUCCGUGGCAAGCACAUGCAUUUCACUACGGCGCAUUACAUUUUCCGGAAUGGUUAUCGUGGUUAUUGUCGUUUCUGAUUACACUAUUGGAAGUAGCCACAUGUGUACUUGUCUUUUCAACAAUAUUUCUAGCUUAUUAUAUGGAUAUUAUAUUCGCCGUUGUAUUUAGGCAAGAACAGAUAUCUGGACUGAAUAUCCAUUUGUAUCGAGGUGUAUGUCCAUCGUGCUAUUCAUGCGUCAAAUCAUUUGUUAUUCUCAUAUUCUUUCGAGUCUGUUUGCUACUCAUAACAGCACCUCUAAAUCUCAUUCCGUGUGUUGGAACAAUAUUUUAUAUUUAUCUAAAUGGUUUCUAUUAUGCUUGGUCACUGCACUGUAAAUAUUUUGAUAUAUUAGGACUGAAUUUUCAACAGGGUAAACAUUAUGUUUAUCAAAAUCGUUCGGACUAUGUUCAUUUUGGUGUUAUUGCUGUCUUAUUAGAAAUGAUUCCUCUCUUGAAUUUCUUGACGCCAGUGACCAAUGUCAUUGGAAGUGCUUUAUGGGCAUGUGAUAUUGAACGAUUUGCAGAACCGCUAGAACAUCCAAGAAAUUUUUUAUUAGCACCAGCCGAAUCACCUACAACUAAUCUAUCUCACACAAAUUAUGGAUCAAUGAAAAGUGUUGAUGAGGAAGGUGUUUAUCCACCAAGCUAUAAUGAAGCAGUUCAACAGCAAGUACAAACAACGAAUAUUUAUCCUACGGCGCCUGUUGAACCCUACUAUCAAGAGAAAAAGUGA
This is a messenger RNA of Didymodactylos carnosus, 921 nucleotides long. NCBI's taxonomy places the organism in Eukaryota, Metazoa, Rotifera, Eurotatoria, Philodinida, Philodinidae. The record is from the annotation of a GenBank genome assembly.